AUGGACGCGAACGCGUCGAUGGAGGACCCGGACGUGGAGAGCGAUGAAGCGUUCGUGGAUUUGAACUCGGCGGAGUACGAGGAGAUGGCGGACCUGGACGAGGACGACGAGGCGCCGAUGUCGUCGGACGACGAGGAGGAUGUGACGGCGGCGGAUGACGCGGAGGACCGGGACGAGUGCGGGACGGAGACGGUGACGCCGGAUCGAGACGAUGCGGAGUUGGUGAUCGAUGCGCACGCGGCGUCGGUGUUCUGCGUCGCGUGGUCGUCGUUGACGGAUGAAGCGACGGUGGCGACGGGUGGUGGGGACGAUAAGGGGUACCUGAGACGAGGCGCGGCGAGCGUCCCGCUCGGCGGGCACGAAGAGAGCGUGUCGGCGUGCGCGUUCAGCGGAGACGGGGGAUUGCUCGCCACCGGUGGGCUCGAGGGACGGGUGUGCGUGCACGAUGGGAAGAGUGGUGAACUACUGAGAUCGCUGGACGGUCCAGGUGGUGGGAUCGAUUGGUUGUCUUGGCAUCCGCGCGGACGCGUCGUGCUCGCCGGGAGCGAGGACUUCACCGCUUGGAUGUGGAACGGGGACGACGGGGCCCUCAUGCAGGUGUUCACGGGGCACAGCGAGCGUGUGUCGUGCGGUGGAUUUACGCCAGACGGGAAGCAAGUCGUCACCGGUUCUUACGACGGCUCGCUUCGCGUUUGGCAACCGCGCACUGGGCACUGCGAGCACGUUUUCCGCGGGCAUCCUUUUCACGACGGUCCGCUCACGUGCGUCGCGUUCCACCCCACGAAUCAAGGACUGAGCAUCACUGGGAGCGAAGAUAAUACCGCACGUUUAGUGAACAUCGGCAAUGGGAAGGUUUUGGCCCCGCUCGCCGCGCACACGGAGACCAUUGAGGCGGUUGGAUUUUGCGAUGUCAUGCCGCUCGCCGCGACGGGCUCCAUCGACAAACUCGCCAUCAUCUGGGACACUAACACGUGCCAAUCCCGGGGAUCUCUCGCGCACGAUGGUGCGGUGAGUCAAUUAAAGUGGAUCCCGAACACGAUGAUGCUCUAUAGCUCCUCCGUCGACGGCGCCGUCCGCCUCUGGGACGCUCGCUCCAACACCUGCGUCCGCGACGCCCGCGGACACGUCAAGGGAAUCCUCGACUUCGCUUUGAGCCCCGAUCACGCGCGCGUGAUCACCGCGAGCGAUGAUUGCACCGCGCGUGUCUUUAACUUUCAAUAA
Ostreococcus tauri is the source of this 1221-nucleotide messenger RNA. Its product is annotated as G-protein beta WD-40 repeat. Gene Ontology annotation, molecular function: protein binding. The transcript has 2 exons. The record is from RefSeq and is a predicted model, not a curated record. NCBI's taxonomy places the organism in Eukaryota, Viridiplantae, Chlorophyta, Mamiellophyceae, Mamiellales, Bathycoccaceae. Bases 1 to 1221 code for a protein of 406 amino acids.